CAGUCCCCAUUCAGUUUAUGGGACAAAAAUGGGACAUCAGGACCUGCAGGUGGUCAGGAACCAAAGUGAAGCUCUGGGAUCUCCGGUCGGAAUGUUUUACAUUUUAUGCAGAGCAUCAGUGAUGAAGUUUCCAUGGCAACAAGGAUCUGCCCCACUCAACCGGCCUUGUAUGCUGUGCUGAAACGAGAAAAGAAAAGGAAAACACACCGCCAGAGUCUGUCUACUGACAGUGACCUCUGACCCCCCCGCUGGAAUAUCGCAAGAAGACAAAACAUCCUGUUGAAUCACAGCAGUUUGCAGUCAGCUGUCAGCACUGAGGACUGAACCAUGAGGCUGGGGAAAGUGGGGGUUGUGUCCGUGUGGGAGGGGUGGUGAGUGCGAGUGAUGGGGGGGGCAUGAGCCUGUGUCCUAAUCCCUCAGGUUUGGCUGCAGCUCGGCCUCGGGAUAAAGUGUCAUGUAGACGCCGGACAUUUGAAAAUGCUACUUGGAUUUCUUUUCUAAUGCCUUUUUUUUAGAAGUCUUUCAUGAUUAUGAACGUCCGCUCUGGCUCAGCAUGCAGCACGGUGCACAUCAAGGGAGGUAACAGUUGACCAGUGCAGCGCCCGAGGCCUUAAACGUGAGAGCGAACCAGCAAAGACCCGACUUUUCCUCUGACACCUGGGAUCAAGAAGGCUGCCGCAGCGCUGAGAGUAGCUCACGGCUCGUUGGGAGGAUUAUGCCAUUAUAGCUGACAAGUUGAGCUUCCUCAGCAGACCUCAGCUACACGACAAAGCCACCCCCCGCCAACCAUGGAUGACCCCUAUCAGAACAAUGUGAACCAGCAGAUGACAGAGGGUGGAGAGUACACCUACACCCAAGACGGAGGAGGUCAAGAUGGAUACCCUUACCAGACAGACUACCCCCAACAGGACGACGAUGCCGCCAGUGACGCCACAGAAGGGGCCGACGAGGAUGACCAGAUGUAUGAAGGGGAGUACCAAGGCAUCCCCCACCCCGAUGAGAUCAAGGAGGCCCGGCGGGCAGCUCGCUUGGAGGCCAAAAGGAAGGCCCGCCAGGCGGCGCAGCAGGAGGAGGAGGAGGAGAACCUGCCUGAGCAGUACGAGACCAUCAUGGAGGACUGUGGUCACGGACGCUUUCAGUGGAUGCUGUUCUUCGUGCUGGGGCUGGCACUGAUGGCGGAUGGCGUGGACGGCUUCGUGGUGGGUUUUGUCUUGCCCAGUGCAGAGAAGGACAUGUGCAUAUCCAACGCUGACAAAGGACUGCUGGGUCUGCUGGUGUACGUGGCCAUGAUGGUGGGCGCUCUGGUGUGGGGCGGUCUGUGUGAUAAAAUGGGAAGGAGGAAGUGUCUGAUCUACGUGCUGACCAUAGACCUGGUCUUCUCCUUCCUGUCCUGCUUCGCUCAGGGAUACGGCUUCUUCCUCUUCCUUAGGUUCUGCUCCGGAUUCGGAAUCGGUGGCUCCAUCCCAAUCGUGUACACCUACUUCACUGAGUUCCUGCAGAUGGACAAACGAGGAGAACAUCUGAGCUGGCUCUGCAUGUUCUGGAUGCUGGGAGGCCUGUACGCCUCCUUCACCGCCUGGGGGAUCAUUCCUCACUAUGGUUGGGGCUUCGCCAUCGGAACUCAAAUUCAAUUCCACAGCUGGAGAGUCUUCAUUCUGGUGUGUCUCUUUCCUGCUCUGGCCGCCCUCAUCGGGGUCGUCUUCAUGCCGGAGAGUCCGCGUUUCCUGCUGGAGAAUGCACGCCACGAUGAAGCCUGGAUGAUCCUGCGGCGAGUUCAUGACACCAACUGGAAGGCCAAAGGAGAGCCGGAGAGAGUUUUCACUGUGACCAACAUAAAGACCCCUCAAACUCAGGAGGACGAGUUCAUAGAGAUCCAGAGCGAUACUGGAACCGCCUUCCAGCGCUGGACCGUCCGGAAAAUGACCAUGCUGCAGCAGGUGAUGGCCAAUGUGAUGUCUCUGGCUGCUCCGGAGCUCAGACUGCAGGGACUCUUCUUGGUCAUCGUUUGGUUCUGUAUGGCCUUCAGCUACCACGGUCUGGGAGUGUGGUUCCCCGACAUGAUCAAAUACAUGCAGUACGAAGAGUACGAGUCCAAGGUGAGAGUGUUCCAUCGAGAACGCGUGGAACGCUUCCACUUCAAUUUCUCUCUGGUCAAUCAAAUCCACCGCGAGGGAGAAUACAUCCACGACAAGUUUGCAAACAUCGAGAUCAAGUCCGUGAAGUUUGAGGAUUCUUUGUUUGAAAACUGCUACUUUGAGGACGUCAGAUCGACAAACACUUUCUUUGAGAACUGCACCUUCAAAAACACCAUGUUCUACAACACGGAUCUGUGGCAGGAGAAGUUCAAAGACUGUCGGCUGGAAAACACCACCUUCCUCCACCCCAAAAAAGGCUGCCACUUGAACUUCCAGGAGGAAAACGACAUCGUCAUCUACAUGGUCAGCUUCCUGGGCAGCUUGGCUGUGUUGCCCGGCAACAUCAUCUCUGCCCUGUUCAUGGAUAAGAUAGGAAGAAUCCGCAUCAUAGGCGGUUCAAUGCUGGCCUCGUCGGCCUGCACCUUCCUGCUGCUGCUAAGCUUCAGCCAAGGAGCCGUAAUAUGCUGGCAGUGUCUCUUCUACGCCGUCAGUGUGGCAGCUUGGAACGGACUGGAGGUCAUUUCAGUGGAGCUCUACCCCUCCUCUAAAAGGGGGACGGCGUUCGGCAUCCUGAACGGAAUCUGUAAAUUUGCGGCCAUCAUCGCCAGCUUCAUCUUUGCCGCCUUCAUCGGCAUCACCAAGAUCAUCCCCAUCUUCCUGGCCUUCGCCGCCCUCGUCUGUGGAGGCCUGGUGGCUCUGAAGCUGCCUGAAACUCGGGAGAAAAUCCUCUCCUGAAAAGCCAAACUUCUUUCUGCUUCGGUGCCCCCCCACCCCGGCCACAGUCCAGCGGAAACACACUUGAGGGAACUGAAAACAGAAAGACGAGGAGGCUCUGCUGAGUUUUGUUUCUGAGUGUUUAAAAACGGUUAAAAACCUGUCUGGUUGCCUACAUGAACCCGUGGUUUCUUUGUGUUUCUAGUGAGCUACUCUGAUGAAAGAAUCUAGUCCGUGUCCUCGUCUGUCCUCCCAACAUCUGUUGUGUUUGAGGUUUGUGUAAAAGAUUUAAAAAAAUGAGAUGAAAAGUGAAUGGUGAUGUAGUUCCUGUUACCAUGUCGUACUUUGGUUUCAUUCCCUCCCUCCCGAGGAGCGACAGUUUUACCAAAUGCAGCAACAUUUCCCACAAUUCAUUGCAUUCAUCCAGUUUGUAUGUAUUCUGUGCAGCCCUGUUGUGUCUGUAGUUUUCUCUGUGGAUUUAUUCCUGGACCGACACAUUUAUUAAAUGUCAUUAAUUCCUUUUUCGGUUGUCCCAGCUGAUCCAAAUUUGUCAUUAACUGUGAAUUACUUUUUUUUUUUAGAUUAUAGUCCUGUCACUCUGUCACCAUGAAGUGUACAAAACUGCUCUUUAAUUUGUUUUUUCUAAAAAAAAGAAAAAAGAAAAAAAAGAAACAAUAAUGUGAAAAAACUGAAGUUAGACGUUUUGAUAUCUCGUUUUAACGCUGGGGAGAACUUUCUGCUUUUCUGACAACAUGUGUCAAGAUUUCUAAGGAGCAUGUUACUUUUUGUGUGUCUGAGCAGAACACGCAUGUGUGUGCGUGCAUGUGUGUUUGUGUGAGGCUGUCAUUCACUGGUUUCUGAUUUUACUGCAACAUUCUGACACCAUCACUGUAUUUGUUGUUGUACAUAUAGACCUGUGUACAGUAGAUGUACCAUAUUAGCUGCAUCAUGACUUGAAUAAAGCUGAGGGCUUGUGA
Messenger RNA from Oryzias melastigma (Indian medaka), 3826 nucleotides. It is a transcript of the gene sv2ba, whose product is annotated as synaptic vesicle glycoprotein 2Ba. The coding region runs from base 789 to 2870 and encodes 693 amino acids. Gene Ontology annotation, molecular function: transmembrane transporter activity. NCBI's taxonomy places the organism in Eukaryota, Metazoa, Chordata, Actinopteri, Beloniformes, Adrianichthyidae. Gene Ontology annotation, biological process: chemical synaptic transmission; transmembrane transport. Gene Ontology annotation, cellular component: membrane. The transcript is spliced from 13 exons. The record is from RefSeq and is a predicted model, not a curated record.